AUGCAGUUGGCAAGAAGGUUAGCAGUCGAGGGACCACAGUUGCUGGCGAGAAGUCUUUCCUCGUCACAUUCACUGGAGGAUGGUUCCUUCAAUUACGUUCUCCCGUGGUCUCAACACACAAAGCCUUUUUCAGAGAGGGAGUCGUUUUUAAACAGGACCGUGGGUCUCUUCUUUCUGCGCAGGAUAGCCGGUUCCCACGGCUACUCCUUCAGCGUCUCAGAGUUCAUGGAAGGCGUGAGAGAGGCCGUUUUCUCCCUGGCCGCUGUCGUCUCUUCCCCUGAUAAACAGAACUCGCUUCAAACCAUUCUUCACCCGCGGUUGUUCGAGCGUGUGAGAUAUUCCCUAGACCAAUUCCCUGAAGGUGCCCGCAUGCACCUGGACGUGGAGUCAAUACGUCAGCUCCAAUUGAGCUCUGUUAACUCAGUAUUAGGGGCCACGGAACCCGGCGAUGAGCACAUCUUUGACUGGCUGGGUCAGCGGGUGAUUGCUAGUAGGAGUGAGCUGCGAGCCAUGGAUGAAAUAGACGCAAAAUUCACAUUUCAAUCAGGGAGGGAACUGGCGGUGGAGGCGGCCAGCACGCACAUGGAGUUUCAACUGGGGGUUAGUUUCAAGACCAAAGAGAAGUUUGGCGUGUUGGAUCGUAGUGGGGAGUUGGUGGAGGGCUCCAACCAGUUCAGAGACUGUUACCACAUGUGGAGAUUCUGUUCCACUGUGGAAUGGAGUGGCGACAUCGACUACCCUUUCUCCUGGACCAUUCUGGACAUCAACAACUACCUAUCACAGCACGACAGAUGA
Messenger RNA from Geodia barretti, 795 nucleotides. NCBI's taxonomy places the organism in Eukaryota, Metazoa, Porifera, Demospongiae, Tetractinellida, Geodiidae. The record is from the annotation of a GenBank genome assembly.